AUGAACGAAGCUGCCGAGGUGGAUAACGUAUUCUCUAUACAAGAAGUGGACGUAUGCAAAGAUUUUACGCAAGCACAACAAAAGCAGAUCAUGACCAUUGUCAAUAAGCAUGAAGAUCGUUUUGCAAGCAAGCUGACAAAGGUUGGAGAGCUCAAGGUGGAACCUUAUCGAAUGGCGCUGAAGGAUGAUGCACGUCCCAAGAAGCCCAUCAACUCGGCUACAGUGGAUUCUGGUUACCCUAUUCCAAACAUCCAUGAGCUGUUUACACGUUUGGGAGGUGCAAACUACUUUUCUAUUAUGGACGCGAUGAAAGGCUUUUGGCAGUUACCAUUCCAUGAGGAAUCAAGGGACUUGACGGGCUUUGUAGUAAACUGUGGAGGAUACUCUGAAUGGCGUUGGAAGCGUUUGGCCAUGGGAUUGAAAGGAAGUCCGGGCGCAUGGCAAAGCCUGAUGGAUGAUUUUUUCAAGGAUCCAAUUAAUGUGUAUCUCAUGGUGAAUAUCGACGACGUAGUGGUGUACAGCAAGACGUUUGAUGAAGAUUUGCAACAUUUGGAUGAGGUAUUCAAGAUGGCCAGCCAUGUCAACCUCUCAUUUUCAAAAUGCAAGUGGAAGGAUUUGAAAUGCUUGAUACGAAGGUAUCCAAGAUCAUUAAAUGGGCCAAUACCUCAAGAUAAGGAAGAGUUGUCCCGUUUCAUUGGUUCGGUACCAUACUAUCGACGUUUUAUACCUCACUUUUCUACUUUGUUGGAGCCAUUGAAUCGAUUACGAAGAAAGGGUAUUGACUAUGUAUGGGGAGAAGAUCAGCAGGCGAGUUUCGAUGAAUGCAAGAGGUUGAUGUCGAUCAAGCCCAUAUUACAACAUCCGGAUUUCACACGCAAGUUCUAUUUGUUCACCGAAGCCUCGGAUGUGGGAUUAGGUGCUGUACCCACGCAGCGAGGUGAAGAAGCUAUGGAUAGCACACAAGUAUAUUUGCCCAUCUACUUUGGCAGUCGAAGCCUGAACGAUGCUCAACGAAGAUGCUCUACCUAUGAGAGAGAGUUUAUGGCUAUUGUUUACUUUGUGAACUUCUUUCGUUUGUAUUUGUUGGGUCGCGAAUUCGAGGUGAUCACUGAUCAUAAGGCAUUGUCUUUCUUGCCGGAUAUCAAGGAGAACACCUCUGCUCGUGUGGCACGAUGGAUGGUUACACUAUCCAUGUACGACUUCGAGAUCCGCUAUAUGCCAGGAAGGUUGAAUGUCGUUGCAGAUGCCAUGUCAAGCAUGCCUUUGGAUGUGAGCGAUGCUACAGCAGCUGAAGAAGUCAUUGUGGAUGAGUAUCUACCAAUGUAUGCUAUCCAUGAAGAUGAACAUCAAGAGGACGCAUCAAGAAAACGGCUGAGAGUAUAUAAGGAUUGGGGAGGACUUGAAUAUGUAUGA
Messenger RNA from Lichtheimia ornata, 1413 nucleotides. RefSeq lists its product as uncharacterized. The transcript is spliced from 3 exons. The record is from RefSeq and is a predicted model, not a curated record. Lineage: Eukaryota; Fungi; Mucoromycota; Mucoromycetes; Mucorales; Lichtheimiaceae. Bases 1 to 1413 code for a protein of 470 amino acids.